Messenger RNA from Ambispora gerdemannii, 201 nucleotides. NCBI's taxonomy places the organism in Eukaryota, Fungi, Glomeromycota, Glomeromycetes, Archaeosporales, Ambisporaceae. The record is from the annotation of a GenBank genome assembly.
AUGACUGCGUCCGGAUUUUUUAGGUUAUUUGUGAUUCCCCGUCUCCCGGAUAAAGGUGCAUUACCACGAAGAUGCACUGCCCCGGGUAUAAAGAAGUACUACCCGGAAGUCUUAAAAGCGAGAAAAGUUAAAGGAAAGAAUGAAGAGACAAAAUCAGCAGCAAAACAACCACUACAGUUUUACUUUAAAAAAGAAGUUUAA